Molecule: messenger RNA, 1515 nt
Organism: Trichomonas vaginalis G3
Lineage: Eukaryota; Parabasalia; Trichomonadida; Trichomonadidae
Product: ankyrin repeat and SOCS box-containing protein 4 family
Exons: 1
Coding region: 1-1515 (504 amino acids)
Molecular function (GO): protein binding
Source: RefSeq, a predicted model, not a curated record
AUGUAUGAUCCAAUCAUCAAACAGCAUGGAUACCUAGAAUUCAGAAGUAUUUAUGCAAAUUAUAUAGAUUUAUAUAAUGCAUUAUAUCAGUUAAAAACCGAAAAUGAAGAAGAAUUGAACCUUUUUUACAAUAUGAUCAAAUCAAACUUGAUUAAUUCAAAGAAAUAUGAUCCUCAAAAUAUUAUAGGAGAUAUUUUAAAUAUAGUUCCAUAUAAUUACCUCUAUUCAAAGUCAUAUUUGAAACUUGCAAAACUCAUUUCUGAUGAAUAUCAUGUAAAAGAGGUUAGAGGUAUUAAAAUUAUUUCCAACUACAUUUUUUAUAAAGAAUAUGGAAUUAAAUUAGAUAUAACUGAUGAUUUUGAAAUUUUGGAUUUAAAAAAUACAGAUAUUCAUGAUGAAAAUACAAUUUACAGAGCAAUUAUGCACGAUGAUAAAGAAGGUUUCAUUUCAUUUAUUGAAAGAGAUGAAUUUGAUGAAGAUCAAAAACUUGAAAGUGAAAUAUAUCUAGAUCCUAUCACUUUUUCGUUACUAGAAUUAUGUUGCUACCACGGAGCAGUUCAUUGUUUCAAGUUAUUAAGAACAAAAUUUGAUUCAGAAAUAACUCAAGCAUGUUUACAAUUUUCAUUUUUAGGAAGAAAUCAAGAGAUCAUUAGUGAAUGUUUGAAAUAUCAAAAACCAGAUCAUGAAUGCAUGAAGUAUGCAAUUAUUUCACACAACAUUGAUUUUGUUACAUUCUUGAUGAAUGAGUAUAAUUUAGAUAUCAGUUUAUAUUAUUGCGGAUUAUAUAAUAAUCUUGAAUCAUUUUUAAUAUAUUUGGAUCAAACAAAUGAUAUUCACAAAUGUUUUGUUUAUUCUGCAAUGUUUAAUAUUCCAUCUCUUUGCAAAUAUUUUAUUUUCCUUGGUGCAAAUAUUAAUGACAAAGUUGAUACAGAAAAAACAGCUCUUCAUUUUGCUGGAUUAAAAAAUAACAAAGAAAUAGUUGAACUACUUCUUUCACAUGGUGCAAAUGUAAAUGUCAAAGAUAUGUAUGGAGAAACAGUUCUUAAUAUUGCAACACGUAAGAAUAGUAAAGAAAUAGUUGAACUUCUCCUUUCACAUGGCGCAAAUAUCAAUGAAAAAUAUGGAUACGGAGAAACAGUUCUUCACAGGGCAGUAUAUAAUAAUUGUAAAGAAACAAUUGAACUCCUUCUUUCACACGGAGCAAAUAUCAAUGAAAAAGAAUGUCAUGGAUUAACAGCUCUUCAUAACGCAACAAUGACUAAAAAUAAAGAAAUGGUUGAGUUACUUCUUUCACACAGACCAAAUAUCAACGAAAAAGAUAAAACUGGAGAUACUGCUCUUCAUUUUGCAGCAGCACGUGAUUUUAAAGAAAUAGCAGAGAUUCUUCUUUCAAACGGUGCAUAUAUCAAAGAAAAAAAUUAUAGAGGAAAAACUGCUCUUGAUUACGCGGAAGAAAAUAAUAGUAAAGAAACCAGAAAACUUCUUCUAUCUCUUGGUGCAAAUAUUAAUUCUUGA